Molecule: messenger RNA, 561 nt
Organism: Talaromyces marneffei
Lineage: Eukaryota; Fungi; Ascomycota; Eurotiomycetes; Eurotiales; Trichocomaceae
Exons: 3
Coding region: 1-561 (186 amino acids)
Biological process (GO): endosomal transport; regulation of receptor recycling; positive regulation of TOR signaling
Cellular component (GO): Ragulator complex; late endosome membrane; membrane raft
Source: RefSeq, a predicted model, not a curated record
AUGGGCGCAUGCCAAUCUUGUCUCGGCAUUCGACGACGGGAAGACCAUGAGUCCGAACAUGCGCGCCUCAUAGACGAUGACCUCUACCCCGGCGGCUAUGGCUAUGGGUCCAUAAACAAUGCAAACCAGCAACAACACGACCCAGAGGACCUCAAGCGCGAAAGAGAGGCUUUAGAGGCGAUUUGUCAACGGGCUUCAGAUACGGUAAUCGACAUUUGGGCCCUCCAAUCCCAACCCAACUUCCAGCCUCGCGCAACAUUACCUUCUAACGAUUCACCGGGGUCAUCACGCGUACCGAGCAAUGAGAUUCGAACACCUAUAUUAAACGGCGGAGACGGCGACGCCCACAACGAUAAUCAAAUCAGACAAGAAGCUGCCGCGGGGACAGUGAGUUCGAGACCGUCGUCGUCGUCGAAUAUUGGCCAAAAGAAUUUAGCGCCUGUGCCGAAUAAUUGGGGUGAAGUCGUGAUUUCGCCGAGACGGAAGAAGGGAAAUAAGAAGGCUGGUGUUGUUAAUGGUGCUGAAGGAGGGGAUAUUUUCGGUGUUUUGAGGGUUAAUUAA